AUGGAGAAGCCGACGAAUGCCAAAGGAGAAACUACCUCAAAUUCUAUCAAUGCUCCGUUCAAGCCACGAGUAUUUGUGGAUGAAGCCACUCACAAGUUCAACGAACAUGCUCUUACUAUUGUUAAGAAGCUUUCAAACAAAACCAAAACUUUGAUUCAGAAAGUGACAUAUGAAGCAAUGAAAGCUGUGAAUGUGGCUCAAUUUGAAGGGCCACGGGAAUUUGUGGAAUAUGUUGCUACAGAAUCUAAGAAUUUGCUGCUAAUAAAUUCAAUGAAGUUGUGGGAUGGACUCAACAAAUUUCCAUCUUUACAUGCAGCUACAAAAAUGGUGAUUCCCACCUCCGCUCACUGGUCUAAGAAAUACAACCAUGUAAUCAAGGCCAUGGAUGAAAAGGUCUAUAAGUUUGUUGGUGAUUUGCCUUUGAUACAUAUUGAUGAUAUAUCUAAAGCAUUUAAGCAAUGGAAAGUUAACUUAAAAGGAGAUGGAGUUUCACUGGAAAAGAAAUUAGAAUAA
Messenger RNA from Lathyrus oleraceus (garden pea), 513 nucleotides. Its product is annotated as REF/SRPP-like protein At1g67360. The transcript is spliced from 2 exons. The record is from RefSeq and is a predicted model, not a curated record. Bases 1 to 513 code for a protein of 170 amino acids. Lineage: Eukaryota; Viridiplantae; Streptophyta; Magnoliopsida; Fabales; Fabaceae.